AAUCUGUGGUUUGGAGCUAUGACAUUUAACUUGUUCUAUUAUUCAAAUUGUAUUUUGGCGCUUAAAUAUUGUUUUGUUUGUAUCGUAUUCUUAUUAUUUUACGUGCUUAAUUCGCAUUAAAUAAAAUAUGCCAUGCAAUUUCAAAAGAAUUCAAGCAUCCCAGAUGAGAAUUGCUUAAGUUUGAUGAACAAUUCCUUACUACAAGACUAUAAAACGUCGCUUAAUAGCCGUUCAAACUUAAUUUCAAACACAAUACUGAAGGAUGUGGUGUUCAAUAAUUUCUCAAACGACGAUAAAGUUCUCGACAGUAUUUUGGAUUCAGCAAACUCGCUCACUCAAAAUAAUCAAGAAAAUAGUAGGGCCACUUGGAGGAGUUCGUUAAGUACCUUCAACGAUCCAGUCGCGUUAUUCGAAAAAUCAUUAUCCUCUUGUAAAAAAUGUGACAGGCAGCAGUAUUUAGGCUUGCAGCAUUUUGUUAAAAGUGAAUGUAAAUGUGAAAGCACAGAAACUCUAAAUUUGUGUAUACAACCACAAUUAUCCGAAAUAACCAGCCAAGAAAGAUCUGGUGAUGAACAGAAAUUAUCUAAACCUAAAUUUGGUAGACUAAGAGCAAAACGACCCAUGAGUACUACUUCUAGCAUAAUCUCAUAUCCAGAUUUUGAUGAUGUUUGCAAACCAAAAACAGAAUAUAAUUUAACAACUGAGGAGGAAGAGGAUAAGGCCCAUAGACAACAAGUUGCUAAAAUAACAUUUAAAACAGCCAAAGAGCAGCUGUUAUCAUCAAACCCAGCAGCAAAGCGGACACUAGGCGCUUCUAGGAAGGCUCAAGCUAAAUUUGUAUCACCUAUGCUAGGAGCUCAGGAAAAACAAGAAGCAAAUGAACAAACAGUAACAGAUGAAAGAUUAAAACACAUUGAUCCAAAAAUGAUAGAAUUGAUAGAGAGUGAAAUUAUUGAUAAGGGAACUCCCAUAGGAUGGGAUGAUGUAGCAGGUUUGCAGAUGGCCAAAUCGGUGAUACAAGAAGCUGUAGUGUGGCCGUUACUUCGACCAGACAUCUUUACUGGUUUGAGACGUCCGCCCAAAGGCAUUCUGCUGUUCGGGCCUCCGGGAACUGGCAAGACUUUAAUUGGUAAAUGCGUGGCGGCGCAAUGUCGCGCGACGUUCUUCAGUAUAUCCGCGUCGUCGCUCACUUCCAAGUGGAUCGGCGACGGCGAGAAGAUGGUGCGCGCUCUGUUCGCCGUCGCUAGGUGUCACCAGCCCGCUGUAAUAUUUAUAGAUGAAAUCGAUUCGCUUCUAACUCAGCGAAGCGAUAGCGAACACGAGGCGACGCGCAGGAUAAAAACGGAAUUUCUCGUUCAAUUCGAUGGUGCAGCUACUGGUGAAGAGGACCGUCUAUUAAUUGUGGGCGCCACAAAUCGUCCACAGGAGUUAGACGAAGCCGCACGUCGCAGGCUUGUCAAGCGUCUCUACAUACCGCUGCCUGAUGCUGAGGCCCGUCAACAGAUAAUAUCCAAUCUGCUACAAACAGAAAACAAUGAUUUAACACUCUCCGAAAUAGAAGAAAUAGCGAGGCUAACAGAAGGUUAUUCUGGUGCUGACAUGAAGUCACUAUGUUCUGAAGCCGCCAUGGGACCCAUACGUGCUGUGCCACUAUCGCAAAUUGUAACCAUCGACAAGAAUAAGGUGCGCCCAGUUAAUGCUCAAGAUUUCAAAGCUGCUCUACAACGUGUGCGUCCAAGUGUGUCCCAAGACGACUUGGGGCAAUACGUGAAGUGGGACCAAACAUAUGGACAGGGAUUUUAAAUGUUUUCAAUAAAUUAUCAUAUGAGAA
Molecule: messenger RNA, 1831 nt
Organism: Zerene cesonia (dogface butterfly)
Lineage: Eukaryota; Metazoa; Arthropoda; Insecta; Lepidoptera; Pieridae
Product: fidgetin-like protein 1
Exons: 10
Coding region: 133-1803 (556 amino acids)
Molecular function (GO): ATP hydrolysis activity; microtubule severing ATPase activity; ATP binding
Source: RefSeq, a predicted model, not a curated record